Messenger RNA from Plasmodium berghei ANKA, 1875 nucleotides. Its product is annotated as AAA family ATPase, putative. Gene Ontology annotation, molecular function: ATP binding; ATP hydrolysis activity. Bases 1 to 1875 code for a protein of 624 amino acids. The transcript has a single exon. The record is from RefSeq and is a predicted model, not a curated record. Lineage: Eukaryota; Apicomplexa; Aconoidasida; Haemosporida; Plasmodiidae.
AUGAACGAAAUAGGGAAAGCUAGUGGAAUAAAUAACAGCGAAAUGGAAUUAAUAUAUAAUAAAAUACAUAACAAAGAAAAGGAAUGCUUCCAAAAUAUUUUAAUAAACGAAAUAUGGAACGAAUAUGAAAGGAGUGAUAAUAAAAAUGAAAUAAAUCCGAGUAAAUUUCCACUAAUAAAUACACGCAUUAACAUUUUUGAUAACGAUGAAGAAAAUGAUGUUUAUAAUGAAAUUGUAGGAAAUUUAGCAAAAAAUGAAACAGAAUAUAUUAAUGAAAAAAAGAUCAAAGAAAAUUAUAAUUUUAUUAGUGGAAUUUGUUGUGUGAAUAUAAAAGAUUUUAUGAAUUUCGAUCCAUUAUUUGUUAAACUUUAUAAUUAUCAAAAUUUAGAGGAAAAUACUGUAAAAACGGAAUACAACAUAAAUUCUAAUAGUAAUUGCACUUGUCAGUAUUCAAGAGCUGGUAGCAUAAAUAAAGAAAAUGUAGGGAAGCAAAUUAACAAAUGUAAUAGUAUGGCUAUUCAAUACAAAUAUGCUGAAAAGGUAAUAUCUGAAGAAAGUGAUGAUGAAAUAUAUACUCCGAAAAGGUUGAAGUUACGAAAGAAAAAACAUAAUAUGCAAUCUAAUCCUAUUGAAAAAGUUAAUAGCAAUUCUAUAAAAAAAGAUAGAUCAAAACAAUAUAUUUCGGAUGAAUCAACAUAUAGCAUUCCAAAUUAUUCAAUAAAGAAAAAAAAAUCAGAAUUUUCUAACGCUUUUGAUGUAUUAGUAAAAAGAAAAGAUGAGGACAAUGAAGAAGCAAUUGAAGCUUUUAAUUAUAUCAAUUCAAAAAAGAGAAAUAGACAUUUGUCGAGAAAUGAUAGUAACAAUAUGAGGGAUAAAAAGGACCUAAAAAAAAAAAGCUAUAAAAAGAAUUCAGAAAAUUCGAAAGACGAAUACGAUGAAAUACCUGAGAAAUACAAGCAUCUAACUGAUCAAGGACUAGAUGCAAAUAUAAUAAGAUAUGCAUUAAGUAUGAAAAUGGAUGCUAAUGAAAAAAUAAUGGAAUCAGAUAUUAUAGGUUUAUAUGAUAUAAAAAAAAUAAUAAAAGAUAAAAUUGUUAAUGUUAUAUUAAGACCAGAUUUAUUUACUGGUUUAAAUAGAGCAGCAAAAGGAAUAUUAUUAUUUGGACCCCCAGGAACUGGUAAAACAAUGAUAGCUAAAUGGGUAGCAUCUUAUUGCCGAUGCUCAUUUUAUAAUGUAAACGCAUCAUCACUAUUCAGUAAAUAUAUUGGAGAAACGGAGAAAAUCGUCACGAGUUUAUUUAAAUGCGCAGAAGUUGAUAACCCUUCUAUUUUAUUUUUUGAUGAAAUAGAUUCUAUACUAGGUAUGAGAAAAAAAGAUGAAGAUGAUACAACUAUACGAAUUAAAAAUCAAUUAUUACAAAUGAUUGAUGGGAUAAAUACAAAAAAAGAUGCCAUUAUUGUUAUUAUCGGAGCUACUAAUAGGCCGGAUAUGAUAGAUGAUGCAGCUUUAAGAAGAUUUAAUAAAAGAGUUUAUAUACCAUUACCAGAUUUACAAGCAAGAAAAGAUCAAAUACGCUAUAUUAUAUCUAAACAUACACACUCAGGAUUUCAAAUGACUGAAGAAGAAUUAGAUAAUAUAUCACAAAAAUUAGAUAAUUGGAAUGGUAGUGAUAUAUAUCAUUUGUGUUCUAAAUGUUAUGAGUAUGUAUAUGAUGAUGCAGUAGAACAAUAUAAUGGAAUACAAAAUAUUCCUAAUACUUCCAUAUUUAGAGCAAUUGAAUAUGAUGAUUUUAUAAAAGCCAUGUCACAAGUUAAUACAUCUUAUAAAAAUGUCUUUGAUUAUGAUGAAUGGAGUAAAAUGCAUAGUUCUUUGUAG